Molecule: messenger RNA, 877 nt
Organism: Trichosurus vulpecula (common brushtail)
Lineage: Eukaryota; Metazoa; Chordata; Mammalia; Diprotodontia; Phalangeridae
Gene: FXYD5
Product: FXYD domain containing ion transport regulator 5
Exons: 11
Coding region: 86-595 (169 amino acids)
Biological process (GO): regulation of sodium ion transmembrane transporter activity
Cellular component (GO): membrane
Molecular function (GO): sodium channel regulator activity
Source: RefSeq, a predicted model, not a curated record
GACUUACUCUGGCUACUAUCAUGUUCGUUCUGGGCAUCCUCAUUAUACUCAGCAAGAAAGUGAAGUGUAGGAAGUCAGACUCCAGAUGUCAGCUUCAGGACACCUCUACUUUCUAUUCCUCCUCCUGGGCUUGGCCCCAUCUUCAUGGACCCAAGGCACAUCGAUGGUCCCCGACUUAGACAUGAUGGAGAAAAACCAUUCCACCCCAUCUGAGGAGCCACUUGCUUCAAGCUUAAGCACAGCUCUAGGCCCAACCACCUCAGAGCUCCUGCUGACUUCGAGGGAUCCUGUCAAGGACGAGGAGGACACAGGCCAGACUCAGCCAGAGAAUAAGAUGGGAACAACCUCAGCGAUGGGUAACAUGGAACCUAGAACUGUGGCCAGCAGAACAAGCCCCCAGACUCCUUCCACAUCUUCUGGUAUGGAGGAGUGGAAUCCCUUCAAAAGUAAUGAAUAUACUCUCCGAAAGAGGGGUCUAAUUGCAGCUGCUAUACUCUUCAUCACAGGCAUCCUCAUCCUCACCAGUGAUCGGUGCCGCCAAUUCCGCUGGUGCCGAAGGCAGCAGCGAAGUGCCUAUAAGGUGACCCAAGCCUGAGGCCCCAAACUCUAAUGAAGAGGUACCAAUGGAACCGUAACCACUGAAGGACCUCCAAGACUCUGACAACCCUGAGGCUCAGAGAGCUCUGGGAAGAAAGUACCACUGACCAGCCCUUUGUCUGGUUUCUCAUCACCAUAACGUCUUUCUGAAGAAGGCACCAGCUUCCCCAAUUUCUAGAUCUCCCUGGCCUCUGACACCCCCACCCCAACCCAAGAUCCCAAGUUUCUCAGCACCCAGCAUGGUGCCAAAUGCUCAAUAAACAUUUGCGGGACAAAUGGA